Caenorhabditis auriculariae is the source of this 2093-nucleotide messenger RNA. Lineage: Eukaryota; Metazoa; Nematoda; Chromadorea; Rhabditida; Rhabditidae. The record is from the annotation of a GenBank genome assembly.
AUGGAUUAUGACAGUGAAGCUGAAAAGGAAUACGAAAUUUCUUGCGCUUACUUCGAAUGCACUAUUCAAAGUUUUUCACUGGUAAGUAUGAUUUGAAUGUUGAGAACCUUCCUGAGAAACAUUUUGAGUCGCCUUUUUCGCAACCCUCGGGCCGGAAUUUUUUUGCUUGAAUACUUUUGAAACUCUGGGCGGUUCAGCGAAUAGCUUUUUCCAGGUUUACGAUGAGAUUCACAUACCUUUAUCAAUAUCCAUCUGUCUUUUCGGGGCCAUGUCCAACAUCUUCAACAUUAUUGUUCUCACCAGGCAUGUUUUAUUUUGGGUUCCUCUCUUUGUAAUCAGUUACUUUUCAGAAAAAGAAUGAGAACUCCAAUUAAUGUACUUUUAACGGGAUUGUCCUUCGCGCAGUGGCUUUUGGCAACGAAUUAUUUCUCAUUUCUUGUUCUGGAGUACUACCGUAUGCAGUGGUGAGUUUUGGUUUGAAGAUCAUCCACGAAACGAAAUUACAGCAUCAAAGUACUUUGGACGAGAGCUUUCACGUGGUAUCGCUUUUUCAAUGUCAACUUCAACACAGUUUUUCAUACAAGUGAAAAUUUUCUAUUUUGAAAUGAUAGACUUCAUAUUUUUCCAGUCGCCUUCGCUACAACAAUUAUCGUGGCUGUUUUUCGCUAUUGCGCUUUGAAAUUUCCAAUUCAAGCAAAUCGAUUCAUUUACAAAACCAAGUUGGCAGUCACGGCCAACAUAUUUAUCUGGCUUAUCGUACCCUUGAUAAGUGCCCCUGUGUUUUUCAUUUCGGAGGUUCCUCAAAAACCAAAUUUGAUUUAGAACUCGAUUUGUUCAGGUCAAGUCGAUAGAUGUUAAUUUGACAGCUUACAACUUGAACUGCUCGAUGGAAGGAGAGCUGUAUGACCUGAGUUAUCAAGGAAAUCCGCCGCUUGUUUCUGCAGUCUUUUGGACGUUUGGGAUUGUUUUUAAGCUUCUUCCUUCAGUGGUUUUGACCAUUCUCCUGAUUGCUUUGAUCAAGUGAGUCUCUCGAUUAUUGAAAUAAAGUUAGGUUCCUGGAGAAAAAAAAAACAAUUUUUCAAAUUUAUUAAGCUGUUUUCGAAAAAUGAACCGAGCAGUCAUUAUCAACCAUAUUAUACUGUUGAAUUGUGAGACAACGGAAGCUCUUCAGAAUUUUUUUUCUUUUCAGCAAAGAGGUGGUGACUUCUUUUGAAAUAUGAGAAUUGAAAAGUAGGGAUUUCAAAGUUAUCAGAAAAUAGAUGGCUCAAAACACCAUCUGUAAAUUGAGCAGCUAAAUCAUUCAUGAAGAUCAAAAACAAGAGAGGCCCCGUAACAGUUCCUUGGAGUACACCAGAUUUGAUACAAAAACUGUCGUUGGAAAUGACUACAUCCAAUAAAAAUUUUAUAAAGCAAAGAACUUUCUUUUCUUCUCAGAAUGCCUUUAUCUAACGCUAAUAUUUUCUCAUACUACCAGAAAAACAUAAAAUUUCCAAACAAUUUUCAGAUCUCUGAAAAGUGUUGAAAGACGCAGGAGGAAAUGGAAACGCAACCAUGGAGCUCAGAUUUGCACAAAUUCUGAACGAAAAGCAAAAAGAAAGCUGGCCACUCGUCCUCGCACAACAAGAAUGCUGGUCAUAAUCCUUCUUUUGUGUGUUAUGGUAAGAAGAAAGUCAUGUAUAUGUUUUAUAAAUAAUGCAGGUUGAACUACCGAUGGGUUUUCUGAAUCUUUGCGUAGCCAUGUACGGUGAAGAUUUUGGAAUGCGUUAUUAUGACCCUCUAGGUAAUCUCAUGGAAAUGCUCACACUUUUGUACAGGUUUAAUUUUACUCAUUUCGCCUUUCAAAGAUUUGAUUUACAGCUCCGUCAGCUUUGUUCUUUACUGCUCCAUGUCAAACGACUUCCUCUCAACAUUCCGCUCGCUUUUCCUGCCCUGUGUCACUAAUGAAGACGCAGAUGUGAUAAUUGGUUCGCUUAUUAAACAUAAACCUUUAUUCUUUGAAAUUUAUAGGUAAAUGGACCACUCGACGAGAGGAAGUACUUUUCUCAAACAACAUUCAUCUGCAUGGAACAGCUCAAACUUCACUACUUUCAUGA